AUUCCAGCAACUGGGGGCGUCCGUGUUCGGUAAAUAUACCGAGGGUCUCUCUCUAACCGGCUUCACAGAGUCAGAUCGAGGAAAUUUUCUACGCCCCUAGCGCCGGCCCUUGUGAUUACGGGAGGGACUUUUCUCGCUCUGACGAUGAGACGCGCUUAUUUCUGCUUUCGGUUUUGCCAGACCCAGAUCCCUCGCUCUGCAUGAGGAAGCAAUGUGAUUUCCUGAUCCCGAGUACUGUACUAAGGGGGAGAAUUUAUUUUUCUCUCUGGAUGUUUAUAACGAGGGCUGUCUGACAAUGAAAGCACUGCGUUUGCUGCUACCUCUGCUUCUGCUGCCUGUCUCGGGAAGUGACAGAGCGCAGUUGACAGUGAAUGGUCCGAGGAGUGUAAAUGGAACCGCUGGAAGUGCUGUCAUCCUGCCCUGCUACUUCACGUUCCCCUAUACCAGCUACACUACCUUUGAGAUUACAGUCAUCUGGAAGGUAGGGGUGUUUUAUACAGGGUCUGUUCUCUUCAACGCAACAAACAGAGCCAAAGGCCCAGAGGGAUUUGAAAAUGUUGUUCACACAAACGUCAACGACCGGUACAGACUGGCCGGGGACCCCAGGACUAACGACGCCUCAAUCCAGAUAAGAGAGGCCAGGCUUGAUGACACCAGUGAGUAUUUCUGCCGUGUGGAAGUCAAACGCCCAGCAUUACCUGCUUACAUGAAGGAAAACAACCCUGGGACCAUCCUGAAAAUAACAGGCCUGCCUGUCAUCCUCAACGUAUCGAUCCAGGUCAUCAACAGCACACAGUUUACCCUGGUGUGCCAUGUUCAAGGAGAGCCGUCUCCACACAUAGUGUGGGUCGACCCCCAGGACCAUAGACUCCCUGUGAACGCCAGCGAUACGCCAGUUGUACGAGGUCCAGGGCAGUAUCAGGUUGUGGGGGAGCUACGCGAUCCGACGCUGGGAGGGAACUACACCUGCGUGGCCUCCAACAGCCUUGGCAAUGCCACUCAAGUAAUCUACUUCACCAGCUCGAAUGAAGACUGGCCGAUGCUCAAAGUAAUAAUUGGCGUCUUGGUUGGAAGCCUCUUUCUGAUUGCCCUGAUUGUUAUUGCCCUUGCAAUUUGGAGGAGAAAGACAGGAAUUUUGGAUUUUACCCCACAGAGAGAAAGAUGCCCACCUGAUUCAUCCAAAUAUUGUAAAGUGAAACAGUAUCAGAAAAAAUCAACACCAGAGAAGACUAGCACUGAACUCAAGUCCCCAGAAGUCAGUAACUGCUAACUGGCAAUUUUUACUGCGGGUGACGUUUGCCUGCUGCCACACCCUCGAACUUUGACCUCGCAGAACGCAAUCAACUCCAGAAGCUGUGCCCUGGGAAAGGAGUCCUGACCCAGUGUGAAGUCGAUAUUUUACACUCUCCUGUCUGCUGCCUCAGCGUGACGGACACAAGAUUUCUGCAUUUGGAUUGUCGUCAAGGUUACCUGCUGGCUGGUGUGGGAUCUCGAACCUCACUGUGCAGACCAGAAGGUGUGAACAUCAUCUCUCCCCCAUCCCCCCUCCGCCCCACCUUGACUACCUGAGAGAUAUUAUUGCUUUGAGUCCGGAUUCAGGGUUCCUUCCCUGAAGGACAUUUGAGGACCAGUCCUCUUUAUUUAUGUGACUGCAACAGCUUAUGGUCGGGCUAUCAACACAAAAUACUGUGGAUGCCGGAGAUCUGAAACAAGCACAGAGAAUGCUGGAGAAACUCAGCAGGUCUAGCAGCAUCCUUGGAGAGAGAAGCAGUGUUACCGUUUUGAGUCCGGUGUCCCUUGCUCAGAGCUUCUGGACUCAAGAUAUUAACUCUGCUUCUGACUCCACAGAUUCCAGCCUUGCCAAGUUUCUCCAGCUUUGUGGCCUUGUUUACUGUUAACUUCUUUUAUUUCCAGGCUGGACCAAAUAUUUUGGAUUGACCUUCUCUGAAUUGCCAGGGCAGGGACAUAACCCAACACGCCUGGACCUAGCCUUAGGUUUUGAGGAUUGUUAAGCUGUCUGAUCACUGGAAACAGCAAACUUGUUGGAUCUAGUUUUCCCACUAACCCAGAAUGAGUGGGAUAAAUCCACGCUCCCGGUGCCAAGCACUCACCAGCAGACCCUGUCAAUCUGCUGGAUUUUGGAAUUUUCUGCAUGUGCAGCCUCAGUUUCAGGCUCUUGAAUGCAACAAUCUCAUGUAAUUUCUGGUUCAGAUCCAGAAAUGGGAUGUGCAGUAGAAAGGCAGUGUUAUAGAAUCAUGGAAUCCCCACAGCAGGCCAUUCAGCCCAUCAAAUCCACACCAAACCUCCACAGAGCACCUCACCCAGACCCACGCCCCCUUACUCUAUCCCUGUAACCCUGCAUUUGCCACGGCCAAUCCACCCUAACCUGGACGUCUUUGGACUGUGGGUGGAAACCGGAGCAUCUGGAGGAAACCCCAUGGAUUCUACUAUUUGUUUUAUGUUGGGUGGUGAUCUGAGAAAGUGGUUGGGGAAAUGGUAUUGAAGUCAUCUGAUUGAGGGCUAAGUGGCUUCCUCUGGGGAUCUCGCUGUUGCCAGGUUGGUACCUGCUGAGGUGGCAAGGGGGUGGUGGGGGGAGCUGGGUGUGUCGGUGAAUGGCCCAGCGUAUGGCAAGUCCAUUUGAGGAUGCUGAGUAGGCAGUGCAGCCCAGCCCACCCCACCCCACCCCACCUCGUGCCUGGCCCAUGAUUCCAUCAGAUCGUGGAGGGUACGUGCCAGGCCCGGUCAGCAGGGCAGAGGGCUGUUCCUCCCACCCCCAUCAUGGCGUCUAGGUAAUGGAUGGAUUCUGCACCAGGAGAGUCUAUUUCCUCUCACAAACAUCAUGUUGAAGGACACAAUAUUUCUAAGAUUAUUGGUUAUUUGAUGACUCGGCGAAAGAAGGCGUAAUCAGAGUGACUGGGAUAUUUACUUGUCACUCUGUUUGGUCGGGAGUGGGGUUGUCGACUGGCUCCCUUGGCCAGGGUGUGAUACACAACGGUGCCAACAGCACGGGUUCAACCCCUGUGCUGGUAGUUCACAAGUACCAGGUUUGCAGUGUGAAGCUAGGUAGACCCAACUGCCUCUCUGUCUCUCCAUAUCAUCAAAGGGAGCUGUCCAUGGUUCCCUGUGGACUAUAACUAAUUAUUUAUAGACCUGUUACAAGUUAUUUAUACUUUCUACAUUAGGCAAAAUAGUUGCAGUGCCAGAACAUUGUUGAUUAUUGACUGUUUUUACAUCAAAUGAAUGCAUGAAGGUGAACAUUUUUUUCACUAGCGAGCACUUGUAACGUGGCAGUCCAUGCCACUGCAUUAUGUAAAGAGUACCGAUGCAUUGUCCACUGCUACCUUCACAAGGGUAACUUAGAGAGAGGCAAUACAUGUUGGCCCAACCAGCAAUGCCUGCAUUUUGUAUGUGAAUAAAUGAAAACAUUAUGGUUUGAAUUCUU
Messenger RNA from Stegostoma tigrinum, 3442 nucleotides. RefSeq names its product sialic acid-binding Ig-like lectin 15. Gene Ontology annotation, biological process: regulation of osteoclast development; regulation of actin cytoskeleton organization; regulation of bone resorption. NCBI's taxonomy places the organism in Eukaryota, Metazoa, Chordata, Chondrichthyes, Orectolobiformes, Stegostomatidae. The coding region runs from base 296 to 1270 and encodes 324 amino acids. The record is from RefSeq and is a predicted model, not a curated record. The transcript is spliced from 6 exons. Gene Ontology annotation, cellular component: plasma membrane.